Nelumbo nucifera (sacred lotus) is the source of this 1403-nucleotide messenger RNA. RefSeq names its product Chaperone DnaJ-domain superfamily protein. Lineage: Eukaryota; Viridiplantae; Streptophyta; Magnoliopsida; Proteales; Nelumbonaceae. The record is from RefSeq and is a predicted model, not a curated record.
GAAACUCCAUGUUUACAAUUACAAGCAUUCCUGUUGUUCCCCUAAUUCUGUUGGACCGCAGACACAGAAGGCUUGUUAUUUUUGAACGCUGGAAUUUUCCCCACAAACAACAAUCCUUCCGCUAAAUAGUAGCCGGAAUUCAUGGGAGGGAGGCGAUAAAACUGCCCUGUUUUAUUACUCUAAUUUGACAUCUUUCUCGCUUGUUCUUCGUUUUUUUGGAGAUUUUGAAGGAGAUAUGCAAGUACCCAGAUGGAGAAACCUCUUAAUUUUUAGGAGUUCCCUCUGUCAAUUUUCUCAUUCCGCUUCUUUUCAUUCAACUCCUGCGUCGCUCGAGAAGUGGAAGAAUAAAUGGAAGCCGGAUUUUGGGAGAGGUCAACAACCAUCGAAGAACUAUGUGAGAUAUGCAACACGUCAAAAACGUGCAGAUGCAAAGAAAGCUCUGAAGGAUCUUCUUUUCAAGAGUGGAUGCUCUAGAUUUUCAUUUCAGGAUGAUGGUCAAACAUGGAACACCAACAGAAGAAACAAAAACAGCUGCAGUGAAGGAGAAACUGAUUUUUCGCAUGGUUUUACUAAGCAGUCUCGAUCAAGGAAAUCUUCUGCAAAAGCUGCACCUUACCGUUCAUCACAUGCUCGAAAAGGUAAGCUAAGAAGGGACAGUUUCUCUGAUGACUUUGAUGAGCAUCCAGAAACAAUCUUUCAAGCAACAUUUGGUAGCAGAUGUUUUACUUGGUCUUUUAGACCUUGGGAUGAAUCCCAUUUCCAGUAUUCAACACCUGGAUUUGAGUGGAGAGACCAUGCAGACUGGACAAGAAAUAGGAGUGAAGAAUGGGAUACUACAAGUGAAACUGAUGAUGAUAAUGAGCCAUGUGUUAUAGGUUCAUAUUCUGAUAGAAAAAUACUUGGGUUGCCACCUACAGGCCCAUUAAAGAUUGAAGAUGUUAAAAGCGCUUUCCGCUUAUCAGCUUUAAAGUGGCACCCUGACAAGCAUCAAGGACCUUCACAGGUAAUGGCGGAGGAGAAAUUCAAACUCUGUGUUAAUGCAUACAAGUCAUUGUGUAAUGCUCUCUCCUCAGCAUAAACUGUUACUCUAACUCCCAAAAUAAACUUACUUUCCAUUAGAUCUGCAUUCUGAAAUGUUGUAUGAUUCAAUUCAUUCUUUUAGUUAUAUUUUCUUUUUAAAUUUAUACUCAUUUUCAUUUUUCAUAAAUUAAGUCCAACCUCUUUGGUGGUUGGGCCGUCUGGAUAAACCUUACCUUUUUUAUUAAUCUAGAAGGCCCUUUUGUUUACGGGCCUUCAUUUGAUAAGCAAUAACUGAGAUCCUAACUCUUGGUUUGAGGUAACAAUUGUUUGGUUGAUACUUUUAACAAGGAAUUACAAUGUGGGCUUUCUUCUACAAUUGAAAA